Molecule: messenger RNA, 354 nt
Organism: Loa loa (African eye worm)
Lineage: Eukaryota; Metazoa; Nematoda; Chromadorea; Rhabditida; Onchocercidae
Exons: 3
Coding region: 1-354 (117 amino acids)
Source: RefSeq, a predicted model, not a curated record
AUGGUUAAAUCUAAGUCAAGAAAUAAUAAGAUAAAAGUAAAUAUCGAUGAAAUUCUUCGAAUUGGUUCAAUAAUGGAACGUAGCAAUAUCCGACAACAAAGUAGGGAAGCAUUCGAUUGGUUGGCAGAAAAUCGUGACGAAAUGGAUAAUAAUCCAAAAAAUUUUGCAAAUCACUUAAUUACUGCAGUUGGCGACUUGGUCAUGCAAAAAUUGAUGAAAGAUGGAAUUGUCACAUUGAAUGAGUAUGAGCGAAAUUUUCGACGUUUUGAAGAUUCUACCGAUGAACAAUUACCAACAGUAGUACUUAUCUCUUAUAUGCUUAAAGAAAAUUGUGCAUAUUUUCAAGUUGGUUGA